Messenger RNA from Anopheles nili, 2781 nucleotides. RefSeq names its product dolichyl-diphosphooligosaccharide--protein glycosyltransferase subunit 2 (gene OstDelta). Bases 112 to 2028 code for a protein of 638 amino acids. Lineage: Eukaryota; Metazoa; Arthropoda; Insecta; Diptera; Culicidae. Gene Ontology annotation, biological process: protein N-linked glycosylation. Gene Ontology annotation, cellular component: membrane; oligosaccharyltransferase complex. The transcript is spliced from 3 exons. The record is from RefSeq and is a predicted model, not a curated record.
ACAUCAUCGACUCCUAUCGCCUAAUAAUAAAUUUAAUCCUUUCGAUCUGCUGUAGUUCCCGAUCGACAAAAACUCCCAACAGUCCCCGCGUCGACCAAUACCGGCUGCAGCAUGAGUCCUUUGGGAUUUCUAACCGUGGUCGUCCUAAUGGGGACCGGAUUUGCCGCAACGACGGCACCACAGCGCACCGUCACUAGUCAUCUUACGGCACAGGAUCAGCAGCGGUUUACGAAGAUUUUCGACGAAGGACUAAAAUCCACCGACCUCCAGUCGCUUUACUACUCCUCGGUGAAUGUUGCCCUCCCGGCCGGCGAUGUGGCCAGCGCCUGCAAGCGGUUAUUUGCGCUGCACACUGAAUCGAAACUAAAUGAUUUCGAGAAAAACUUCUACCUCAUCGGUGCGCGGAAAAACUUCGGCUGCAAAGAAGCCCUUCCGGCGAAGGUGGAAACGACCGUAAAAGCGGCCCUCACGAAGGACGCAUCGACGGCACAAGAAAUCUACUACAAUCUCAACUCCGCCAAGCUAGCCGGCUUGACGGUGGACGAAAAAGUACGCACGACGCUCGGCAAAAACCUGCAAACCGUCCUGAAGAAGGACGACUCCCUCAACUCCCUAGGGCACGCAUUCUCCGUGGCCGCCGAGCUCGGAACGGCCGGUGCGUUCGCUUACGAUCGCAUCGAGGAAGCGUUCGUGCAAGCGGAUGAAGUUGACGGCCGAAUGUUGCAGUUCGAGGGUGGUCUCAGCAUCACCGCCCUCAUCGUGAACGGUGGAUUCAAGCUGGCCACGAGCCUCUCCAAACCGGCCCCCAUUACCGUCGAACAGGCGGUCAAAUUUGCGACCUACUUCCUGUCUCGUGCCUCCGUCCAAACGCCAAAGGGCGUCAGCGUGCUGCUGGAGGCCCUGAAGGUGUUGGCUGCACAAAAAACCAUCGCACCGAUCUGUGUGCGGCUCGCCGACAAUGGGCAGCUACUGCCGGAGUCGCCCGUCCUGAAGGUGCGUGUGUGCGAUUUGCUCGGAAAGCCUCUCUCCCCGGCUCUGGCUGCUCUGUCCACGACGGUGGUAUCACGCACCACAAACGAGGCGCUCGUCAGCAAAGUUAACCUCGUUCCCAGCAAGGACGAUGCGACGCUGUACACGUACAACCUGAAAUCGGCCUCACCCACCCGUGGUCAGUUCCGUGUGGACGUGGAAGCUUCUCCCUCCUACCGGCAGCAGCUCACCGUGAGCGUGCUCGGAAAAGUCCGUGUCAACUCGCUGGAAGUCGGUGUCGGCGAUACGGACAGUGCGGCCUCCAGCGUAAAGCGCCAAACCGUUGCACACCCAUCCAAACUGGCCACCCCACUAAACGCCGAUUCCCAGCAGAAGGUUGUCCUGAAAACCGUGCUCGUGGAUGAUGCCAGCGGAAAACCGAUCACCGUACACCAGGCGUUCGUGCUGCUGCGUCACCAGGAAACGCGCCAGGAAAUCAUAUUCGUAGCCGAAGCGGACUCCACCAAAGCGUACAAAUUCGAGAUGGACGUCGGUGCUCGGGCGACCGAUUUUGGGCACAAAAAUGGCCUGUACGAGCUGCGCCUGAUCGUCGGGGACGCGCUACUCUCGAACUCCUUCCAGUGGUAUCUGGCCGAUGUGGAGCUAAAGUUUACGCUGGCCGACGGACAAUCCGCUCCCACUCGAAACGGAGCCGUGCAUCGUAAACCGCUGCCGGAAAUUGUGCACCAGUUCCGGGCCCCGGAAAAGCGUCCGCCCCGUUUCGUGUCGGAUCUGUUUACGGCGCUGUGCAUCGCACCGAUCGUGAUUUUGUUCGCGCUGUGGGCCAAGUUGGGUGUGAACGUGAAAAACUUUCCGCUCUCGUUGGGUGCGAUCGGUUUUCAUCUUGGGUUGGGUGCCAUUUUGGUGCUGUUUGUCGUUUUCUGGCUGCGGCUUAACAUGUUCGAUACGAUCCGCUAUCUGAUCCCGUUGGCGCUGUUUACCUUUAUCUGUGGUAAUCGCAUGUUGCGGAAGAUCGCUCGGGGUGGUAGUGAGAAGUGAGGAAAAAACGGGAAGAUACCUUAACAAAUUCCAUCCCCCCAUCCACCCUUAGAGUCUCAAGUCUCUCCCACGUCCCUUUUCCCUAACAUAAACCAUUUUCCAGCACCAUUUCCCAUGCAGCUGGGAGUGAUGAAGAAUUUUCGCGUACGGAGCGACAUUCGUCUUCAACCGCAAUUGGUACACAAGGCAGGAGGCAGGCGGACAGGGUUAUAGGUGAGCAGCAGAACUAACCAAAAAAUCAUUCCCUUUCAGUACACUACCGAUGCUCUCUGUAUCCAGAAGAGUGGCAGUAAAGAAAAGAAAAAGCCCAACCGCGCUGCGCAGAGUAGGAAAAUUGUGGAAAUCUUUGAGCACGAUUGUAAUAAUUCAGUGUUUUCGAUCAAAUUCCUUUGUUGCCCCUUCCCCAGAAAAAAAGGCCGCAAGGAAACACGCAUGUGUGCGCAUUUUGUGUGUGUGUGUGUGUUUAAUUUUGCAUUGCAUUUCCGUACAACUUUGCUGUAAUCUUUUAAGGGUAACAAUGGACCAGGCUAGCGGUCAAAGGAGCAAUAGGAUACAAAACAAAAAGCAUACUAGCGUAUAAUUUAACUACUGACGCAUGGAACUGAGAGAAAACUGGCCGAGAGGAAAACACGACACGCGGGGGCAGAGUGACCGUCUGGCGUCAAACGGAAGCUCCCGUCUUUCUCUCUCUCUGUCGGCCGUCUGCCGUUAUAAGAAACAAAAAAUAAAGUUCGGAUAGACGUAAACAAUUAC